This is a messenger RNA of Acinonyx jubatus (cheetah), 1405 nucleotides long. RefSeq lists its product as uncharacterized. The transcript has 2 exons. The record is from RefSeq and is a predicted model, not a curated record. Bases 819 to 1325 code for a protein of 168 amino acids. Lineage: Eukaryota; Metazoa; Chordata; Mammalia; Carnivora; Felidae.
AGUUACCUUGCAGAAUGAGGGGCAAAGAUUACAGAGAAUACAAAGGGCCCAAAAAAGUUCCUGUUGCAGAGUGAUCAGACAAUAGUUGGUCUUCAUUCCCUGCACGCUGGGAGCCUUCCCUGAAUUGGGGGACAAAGUUCCUUAACUAGCCUUCCCCCCCAUACUGGAACACUUUUUAAUCAUUACACUGGUUCCGCAGACGUGACCCGGGGCGCAAGGCCAUCCUACCCUAACUAACAAUAACGGGCGAGGGCAGGGUUCAGACCCUGAGCCACCAUAGCCCAGUGCCUAAGCAUGGCGCCCAGCAGAGCUCAAGCUCAAUGAACGUUUGUUGAAUGAACAGAACCGGUCCUCCCCUCGGUUUCUUGCAGCAUCAGCGAGUGAGGAAGCAGAUUGAAAAGCCCGCCCCCGCAGACUCCCCACCCCCACCUGGGUCCCAAAGCCUCCAGUAGCCUGCUUUCUCUAAAGUCUCUCCUUCUCCAGCCCGCUUCCCCCACCCCGGUUGCCUUGGAAACAGUGACGUGUGCAUGCGGGGCGUGAGCCCUCUCCAUCCUCUCCUGGAGCCCCUGGCCCCUGCCUACUCAGACCCCGGCAGAGGAUGAGAUUGGGGGUCCUCGACCCUACCGCCCGUCUCCCGUCCCGGUGCUAGCCACGCCCACAGGGCCGCCCCCCGCGGGCGCGUAGCUCGCUCCAGUGCGGGCGCCCCACCCCCAGCCCGCCCGGCGCCGGUGAACUGGCGGGGGUCUGGAGAAUGCCGUCUUCGGCCUCUGGGAUCCCUUCCCACUCCUUCACCCCUGGCGGGCCAAUGGAUCCCGAGAAUGCGGGCCGGCCCGCCCCUUCCCGGGCAGCCCUCGAGCGCGCUCCGCGUCCGGGGGGGUAGGCGGGAAGGGUGGGAGCCCCCGGGGCGCCCGAGCGCCGCGGAGCGCGGGAGAGCAGGGGUUAAACAAGGUGCCGGCGCCGGGCGCGGCGGGAGUGGGGGAAGGGAGCGAAGGGAAAGUGAGAGCGGGGGCGGCGGGGGGGGGGGGGGGACGGGAGCGAAAGAACAUCCUGUGCCCGUCGCCGGAUGCGCGCCUGGGGAGGAGGUAGUCCGGGGAGGGGGGAAGCUAAGCGGGGAGGCCCGGGGCGGGGAAAGGCUCGGCCUCCGCCCCCCACCCGGCCCUCCUCCUCUGGGGGCGCCAAUCUCAGUGCUUUCGCCGCGUUUCUUCUUGUCCCCCGGCUUCCGCUGGAGUAACGAGCUACAGAGAGGCCCCCGAAUCUGGUUCCUGGGCCUGGAUGUUGCAGAUGCCGAGAGAGCUGCCCUCAAGAGCUUUUGGCCAGACAGGUAAUUACUACCCACUACAGGGGGAACUACAGUUGCUGGAAGGUGAGUUUGCCUCAAGACCGCGAAACUUUACAAAGUGCUCCC